CCACAGAGAGCUCAGUCCUGACUGUGGUUCCACUGCUCAACCCUCCACACUUUACUGGCCUGCUUUAUCAUCAUCAGUUUGAGGAAAUAUUUUGAGUUUUUUUUCUCUGAAUGAGCCUAUUCUGACUCCAAUGGAGGUGUAAUAGAGAUUCGUACAAGGAUGAUUCCUGCUAUUAAAAUAUGUCCAGUUUUGCUGUGGGAUGAUGGAUAAUCAACCAAACACAAACCAUACUAUGGCCACUAGUGACCCAGACACUAACAGUGAACCCCAGCCUGGUGACCUCAUCGAGAUCUUUCGACCAGCAUAUCAGCACUGGGCCCUGUAUCUAGGAGAUGGAUACAUCGUCAACCUGACACCAGUUGAUGAGACCCAAGCAGCCGCCAUGUCCAGCGUGAAGUCAGUGUUCUCUCGGAAGGCUGUGGUGCGGAUUCAGCUCCUGAAAGAUGUCGUGGGGGAAGAUACGUUCCGUAUCAACAACAAAUAUGAUAGCAGUCGGACACCUUUACCCGUGUCUGAGAUCAUUGAGCGAGCUCAGCUACUGAUUGGUCAGGAGGUGUCAUAUGACCUGUUGGGCAGCAACUGCGAGCACUUUGUCACCCUGCUACGAUAUGGCGAGGGUGUAUCUGAGCAGGCGACACGUGCUAUCGGGGCGAUAAGUUUGAUGACAGCGGCAGCGAGUGCUUUCUCUGUGCUUGGUCUCAUCAACACUCGCAACAGGAACAGACGUUUCUGAUGUUACUGAAAUUCACCAAUUCAAACUUUUAAUUAUAUACACACUGAAAAUGAAUGAAAUCACAUGACUCUAAGUGUGUGUUGGAUUUAGUGCUAAUUAGUUUGCGAUAAUGGUUGAGGCUUUGUUCUUUGACACAAUGUGAGGACUGUUUUAUUUAUUUAAUGUGUAUUAAAGUAUAUAUUCAGAGGUGGACAAAGUACCCAUCUUCAUUACUUAAGUCAAACUACAGAUCCCACUGGUCAGAUGUUACUCCGAUACAAGUGAAAGUUGUACAGUCAAAUU
This is a messenger RNA of Neoarius graeffei (lesser salmon catfish), 1015 nucleotides long. RefSeq names its product phospholipase A and acyltransferase 1 (gene plaat1). The transcript is spliced from 5 exons. NCBI's taxonomy places the organism in Eukaryota, Metazoa, Chordata, Actinopteri, Siluriformes, Ariidae. Gene Ontology annotation, biological process: N-acylphosphatidylethanolamine metabolic process. Bases 200 to 733 code for a protein of 177 amino acids. Gene Ontology annotation, cellular component: cytoplasm. The record is from RefSeq and is a predicted model, not a curated record. Gene Ontology annotation, molecular function: A2-type glycerophospholipase activity; glycerophospholipid phospholipase A1 activity.